Hepatospora eriocheir is the source of this 522-nucleotide messenger RNA. The record is from the annotation of a GenBank genome assembly. Lineage: Eukaryota; Fungi; Microsporidia; Hepatosporidae.
AUGUUAAACUUUCAAUUAUUAAUUAUAAAAUUAAUUCAGAUUAAUACUUAUUUAAUAUUUACAGAUGUAAAUAUUAAAAAAGAAAAUCCAAAAGUUGUUAGAAAUAAUAAUACUGUAAAUAGUUUUAGUGUAAACUCUUAUAUUAACGAGCUUGUUUUAAGUAACCGAAAAAGUAAAAUUGCAUUUAAAAUUAUGAAUAUAACGGACAUUAAAAACCCACUUAAAUACAUGAAAAUAAUGUUAUGUAAAUUAAUUGAUAAUGUAAAAUGUAAAAAGACUCAAUUAGAGAAAUUUAAACUUGUGAAAAUUAAAAUAGACUAUUUAAUUUUUGAAACAGAAAAUAGUGAUAUUAAUGUUAUAAAAAAAUAUAUUAAUGUUAUAGAUGCUAUAAUUUAUAUUUUAGAACCCUUACAAAAAGACAUUUUAAAUGAUAAAAAUGAUAAGAUUAAAAAUAUUUUAAAUGAUUUUAUUGAUAAUUUCAAUAAUUUGAAUGAAUAUGUAAGAUGUUAUUUAAUUGAAUAA